Ogataea philodendri is the source of this 9420-nucleotide messenger RNA. RefSeq lists its product as uncharacterized. The transcript has a single exon. The record is from RefSeq and is a predicted model, not a curated record. Gene Ontology annotation, biological process: late endosome to vacuole transport; mitochondrion organization; protein targeting to vacuole. Lineage: Eukaryota; Fungi; Ascomycota; Pichiomycetes; Pichiales; Pichiaceae. Bases 1 to 9420 code for a protein of 3139 amino acids. Gene Ontology annotation, cellular component: extrinsic component of membrane.
AUGUUAGAGUCUCUUGUCGCCAAUAUCCUCAAUAGGGCCCUUGGGGCUUAUGUUGAGAACUUUGAUCCCAAACAACUCAACAUUGGUAUUUGGAGCGGAGACGUCAAGUUGAAGAAUCUGAAGCUCAAGAAGGAGUCUCUCGAGAAGUUUGAACUUCCUGUAGACGUCAGAUUUGGUCAUAUUGGAGAAUUGACGUUGCAAAUUCCAUGGUCCAAUUUGAAAAGCAAACCUGUCAAGGUGCUGAUCGACGACGUUUUCUUAUUGGCUUCUCCUCGGAUUCUGACCGAGUUCGACGCUGAGGAGGAAAAGACUCGCGAGUUGCGUAUCAAAAAGGAGAAAUUGGAGGCUUUGGAGCUGGUUAGCAAAAAUACGCCUUAUACCGAAGACGAGCAAGCCAAGAAUGAAAGCUUCACAGAGAGUUUGGUGACGAAAAUUGUCGAUAAUUUGCAAGUCACCAUCAAGAAUAUUCAUUUCAGAUAUGAGGAUGACCACACGUUCACAGAAAACCCAUACACUUUGGGUUUCACCCUGACAGAACUGUCUGCUGUGUCUGCUGAUGAAAAUUGGAUUCCAGGAUUCAACGACGGAGUCACCAAACUCGCACGGAAAUUGUUGACAUUGGGUAGUCUCAGUGUCUAUUGGGAUACAGAAAAUGCCUCUACUGAACUGACAGAUCAUGAAGAGCUCAUCGAUUUCUUCAAAACCAUCAUCGAGCGUAACUCCCAGUUCAACAACGAUGCGCAAUAUAUUUUGAAGCCUGUUUCUGGUUUCGGUCAUCUCACAGUCAACAAACAAGGAGCAACCGAGUCGUCUCCUCAUUACGCAGGGAAAUUCUUCUUUGAUGAGUUUGGUCUCGAUUUGGACAGCCAUCAAUAUCGCGAUGCAUUGUGGACAGCUUCUCAUUUGAGUUGGUACCUGAGAACACAAAAGUUCAGAAAGAUUCGUCCAAGAGGAACCGUUGAAGAUGAUCCUAAGAAAUGGCUCCAGUAUGCAUUCAAUUGUGUUUAUACCGAGAUCCAUGAAAAGAACUAUAAGUGGACCUGGGAAUACUUCAAGAAGAGACGUGACCAGCGGAAGAGCUACAUUGGUCUCUGGAAACAGCAUCUUGGAGAAAAAAUGACACCUGCCUCGCAAACGGAACUCAAUGAGUUGGAGAACGAGCUCGGAUACGAGGAUAUCAAGUUCUAUCGAUCCCUUGCACGCAUGGAGUAUCGCAAAGAAAAUGAGACUGCAUCAAUCAUCCAACCUGUUGCUCAGAAAGCUCAACAGGGCUGGUUUUCUUGGUGGGGAGGUGGAGCCACUGAGCAGAGUGAUCAAGAUUCGGAACUUACAAUGUCUGAUGAGCAAAGGAAAGAGUUUUACGAGGCCAUUGAGUUUGAUGAAAAGAAGAAAGCUGCAGAUUCUAUCGACAUUCCAAGAGAACGGGUCAUCAUGGCAAUCAGUUGUAAUUUGAAGAAAGGAUCUUUUGCAAUCAGAAACGCCAAGGGCCAGCCAAACAUGGCAGAAAUCGUUUUUGAAGGAUGUGACGCCGACUUCUUCCAGCGUAAGGAUUCGUUCUUUGCUGGGUUCAAGCUGAACGAGUUCAGAGUCGAGGAUGGUUCUGAUAACACGCUUUACAAACACAUUGUCAGCGUCAAACCAUUAAAGUCAUCUGUGGAGGACUCGGGUAUACUGUCUCAGGACUCUAUGCAAGAACCAUUCUUCCAGGUUUCGUUUGAAAACAACCCAUUAGACGAGUCCGCGGACUCUGCAUUGCUUGCCAAGAUGAAUAGUAUGACGAUUUUUCAUAACCCAAAGUUCAUCGAAUCCAUUGCUCGAUUCUUCACACCUCCAAAGAUCCAUUUGGACACCAUUGGAAUGCUCAUGAAUGCUGCCGAAUCGACAAUUCAGGAUUUCACGAAACAGACCCGAAUUGGUCUUCAAUACGCAUUUGAAGAGCAUAAAACCAUCAAUUGUAAGAUGGAUCUUCAGGCCCCGCUCAUCAUUGUACCUGUCAAUCCAGGAAGUUGGUCGUCUCCUGUUGCAGUUCUAGAUGCUGGUCACAUAAGCAUAGUCAGUGAUUUGGUUAGCAAAGACCAGAUCAACCAGAUCAAAGCAGAGAACAAAGACAACUACACGGCUGAAGACUGGGAGCGAAUGAACUCGUAUCUUUACGACAAGUUUGAUCUGAUGUUGCAGGAUGCGCAGAUUCUGAUUGGAUCGAAUAUCAAGUCGACCAUCGAACAAUUGCAUCAAACUGGCGAUAGACCAGCUCUGAUCUUAGAAGAGUUCAGUAUGAAGUUUCUGGUUGAGUUAUCCAUUAUCCCAAGCUAUUACAAUCUUCCAAGAAUCCGUGUUGGUGGAGAUGUUCCUCAGUUCCGAGCAAUGUUGAGCGAUUACCAGUAUAAAGUGUUCAUGGAACUGAUCGAGGUUGCCAUUCCUAAUUUUAACUUUGAAGAUGAGAUUGCGGAUGAAGGUGCCACAGAUCGUUUCAAGUCUCUCAUAACGGAACAGACUCUUGCUGGAUCGAUUGAGGAACUUGACGGUGAUACAAAAACUCCCAACUCUGAAAGCUCUUCGAUUUCUACGAAAGUACAACCAUCUUUGGAGAUGGCAAAUAAGCAGCAUCAAAUUGAGUUCAACUUCAAUAUGGACUUGAUAUAUCUUUCGUUGAAUCGGUGCUCCAACAGUGAGACUUUGGAAUCUGACCGUUUGGUUGAUCUUAUUGGAGAAAAGCUGAGGUUGAAAUUCUUCAAAACCGCGUUGGACAUGCAUGUUCAUGUUUUGCUUGAAGAUCUUGCAAUUGAAGACUUUAUUGAACGAUCAGAAUCUGCAGAGUUCAAGUCGUUAGUUUCAUCCAAACUUAACAAAGACGCUGCGGAUAAAGAGAACCUGUUUGAGGUCCAUUACUCCAGAACUCAGCGUUUAGUGCCUUUUAAGGGUGAAAAUAUUGAAGUUUACGACCAGAAAGUUGAUCUUGAUAUUGCUGAUUUUAAAGUGGUUGUCACCAGAAAGUCUUUAUUGACUCUGCUAAACUUUGUGCUCAACACUUUCACAGACCCUGAAGCUCCUGAAACGUCUGCAGAUAAACUACGUCACAACAACGAAAACGAAGUCGCCACAGCUCCUCAACACAUCGAUGUGCAGAUAACGUUGCAGAGUAUUAUACUGGUUUUGAAUGAUGAUGGAAUCAAAUUGGCAACUAUGACAUUGCAACAUGCCGAUAUUCAAUGUUUCCUGCUUCCCGAAAAGAUGAAAGUUAGUGCGAAAAUCGGUGGUUUGUCGUUGUUUGAUGAAGUCAAUGAAGGUGCAUCCAAAGACUCACCUUUGCGUCAGUUGAUCACUAUUCGUGGUGACGAGCUUGCGGAGUUUUACUAUGAGACUUUUGACGCUGCUACCAACAAAGAAGCAUAUAAUACCAAGAUCACUCUCAAAACAGGCUCUGUGGUUGUGAUGUUCGUUGAAGAGCCAUUCACCAAAAUCUUCACCUACUUGAACCAAUUCCAAAAAAUGAAGUAUAUCUACGACCGUGCACGUGAGACUGCUUUGAGUCAGGCAAACAACAUUGAAGAUGCCAAUUUGAUGAAGUUUGAUGUUUUGGUAAGAGCUCCGAUUUUUGUUUUCCCGAAGAUUGUUGAUCCAGAAAACGACGUAUACGAUGACAUUACUGCCAACCUGGGAGAGAUAUAUGCUGUCAACGAGUUUGAAAAGAAAGAUGGUUCCAUGCUGAAUUUGAUUUCUACAGGACUCCGGAACACCAAGCUCACAUCGUCCUUCUCUGUUAAUGGUAAGACUCAAAACCUGGAAAUCAUUGAUGGUUUAGACGUUGGGUUCGAUAUCAACUAUUGCGAGAACCUGAAACUUUCACGUCCAACAAUGAUUGUCACUGGUGGAGUGACAGGCAAGGAGAUGAAGUUGACGGAAGUUCAGGCCAAGUAUCUGCUUCAAAUCUUCAAUCAAGUUCCAAGAGUCUUUUCAGGAGGUGUCAACCAAUCCAUCGAAGAGAUCGAGACCGACGCAACAAAAACAAGCGGAAAUUUGCUUGGGUCAAAGCCUGAACCUGCUGUGACAACUGUGGAAACCAAGCCAAUUGAAGAAGUGGCUCCUGACAAGAUCUCGUUUGAUGUCGACUUCAAUAUUCCAUUGUUGGCAUUGACUAUCUACAACAGAACUCUUGAUGCCCCAACUUUGGCAGGCAAGUCUCUUUCCCGAUUCUCGCUGAACGAUAUUGGUAUCAAGUUUGAGAUGAAACACAAUGGUAACUUCAAGUCAGAUCUCCAUAUCCGCUCUUUUGUCAUUGAGGACGUUCGUGAAAAUAAAGACAACAAGUUCACCAAUAUCAUUCCGCCAAUCUCGCCAACUGAUUACCAGUUCAUGGCUUCUGUCAAAUCUGAAGUUCGCGACGAGAAGAAAGUUGUGGAUGUCAAUCUUGCGAUUGACAAUCCAAAAGUCAUUCUUGCUCUGGACUAUCUGUUUUCUCUCAAGGAGUUUAUGGAUUAUGCUGUUUCAACCAAAGAAGAGUCGCAUCCUGACUUGCAGGAGCUAGAGGAAUUGAGCGAAGAUGGUUCCUCUGUGCCAGAACAGGUUGCUACCACCCGUCAAAAUGAGACCAAGCCAGAAGAGUCAGACAUGAUUCUCCAGUAUUCCGUCAACAUUGUUGAUCCUUCGGUGAUUGUGCUUGCAAAUCCUCAGAACGAAGAUUCUGAAGCUAUUGUGUUCAAGAUCAGUCAAUUCAUCGUCACCAGUCAAAACAUUCUAAAUGUGAAUGCAAUUGGAGUUGGAAUGUUCCUUUGCAAAAUGGAUGCCUACGAAACCAGCAGAUUACGUAUUGUUGACGACUUUUCGGCCAGCUUCAACCUGGAUUCUCGCGGAUGUACCCCUACCCAGUUUUUGAGCUCUAUUCAAAUGAACAUCGAUCCACUUCUAAUGAGAAUCUCGCUGAGAGAUAUCAGACUGGCACUUGAAAUCAUCAAUAAAGCAUCUGCAAUGUAUGCCAAGAUCCAAGAAACCGCAAAAGUUGAUGAGGAAGCUUCUGCAGCUCCUGGAACCAAAUAUGUAACGUUCCCAGACGAGCUUGGCAAAAAGCUUUCCAAGUACGCUCCUUCGAUCUUGUCUUCGGUUUCUAGAAGCACGCAUCAAACAGAAAUUCCUUCUGAGGAGCCUUUGGUGAUCAUCAAGGGUGAAAAGAUGAACGCCAACAUAGCUGGUUUGAGACUCGUCGUUAUUGGUGAUGUGCACGAAUUGCCGGUUUUGGAUAUGGAAGUGAAGCCUUUUGAGCUGGUUGCAAAGAACUGGUCUACGGAUCUUGAGGCAGACACCACUAUCAAGUCUUUGGUGAAUAUUUUCAACUACUCUACGUCUUCGUGGGAGCCGUUGUUGGAACCUUGGUCAUUCAGUGCACAUGUUUCCAAAGUCACUGAGCCUUCUCCAUCCUUUACUGUUGAUAUUGCUUCGCGGGAAUCUGCUGAAUUGACGGUCACUUCCAGAAGCAUUGCUCUGCUUUCGAAUAUCAGUUCAUUGAUCACUGAGGAAGCCGAUUUCAAGCCUCGUGGAGAAGAUGCUCCUUACAGAAUCAUCAACGAAACAGGGUACGAUCUACAGAUAUGGAUCGAUGAUGGAAACCCUUCAUUGAAAGACCGCCAACAGCUCACUUUAUUGAAAAAUGGGGACACUGUUCCGUGGUCGUUUGAAGAUUGGCGGAAAGUCAGAGAAACUUUGCAUGUUGACACCGAGUCCAACUUCAUAGGUGUUGAGAUUGUUGGCUCUUCGUACUCUUGGGUUCGUAGAAUCUCGUUACGGACUGAGGGUGAAGAAGUGUUCAUGUUGAAUCCAAAGCUGGAUGCUGGCUACCACAACAGACUUGCCUGCGAAGUGGUUUUAGAAGAAGACAAAGUCAAGAAAGUCUACUUGAAAUCUACUGUGACUAUCCAGAACUUUACGCAAUCUGCCAUUCACAUUGGAACUAUUGAUUCAAAAACAGAGGGAUCGGUCAACAAUGAAAUUGUUAUUGCAGCAGGAGGAAGACAAGCAUAUCCUCUGGACUAUGUGUACCAAGGAAAGCUAGCUGUUCGGCCAGAAGUCCAUGAUCAGUCAUUUGGAUGGUCUACUGCCAAAGUCAUUGGCAAGAAUUCGCACUUUGGAUUCGAUUGGCGUGAAAUCAUGCAAAACGACAUGGUUUUGGAGUGUCCUCAACAAGAUGACGGUGUAGCAAAGAAGUAUUUCUUCCGAGCACAUGCUACUUACAACGAGAAAGAGGCAUUGACUCAGAUCUAUCCUCACAUGACCAUAAACGUGACUCCACCGUUGGAAAUCGAGAACUUGCUUCCAUUUGACAUUAACUGGAAGGUGUUCCAAAAAGGAUUCAAGACGUGGACCGGUGGUUUGAAAAAAGGAGCUACCAAAUCCAUACACGUUGUCGACAUGAAUGCCAUCUUAAUGUUGCACAUCAGACCGCUUCACUCGAAAUACAAUGAGUCUGAAGCAGGCUUUAUCAACAUUCCUAACGACUCCAGAAUCCCAUUGAGCAGAAGAUUGACUCUGAAGAGUGAAGACGGACAAAGACUUCAUUUGGGACUUCAUUACGUGAACAAUGAACGUUCGGGAUUGAAGAUCUUGAUCUAUGCCCCUUACUUGGUUUUGAACAGAACCGGAAAGGAUAUCAGUUUGAGCGAUAGAUACAACAAGAUGAUCUGCGAGGCUCAUUCUCCUGAUAAUCCUGAGCCUACCGUUCCAGGACUGUUUUCGUUUGAUUAUGAUUCGAGUGGAGACCAGAGGUUUAUGGGUGGAAACUUGGAGGAGAACCGUGCUGUUUUGCGCAUUGGCGAUUCGCAGCCAAGUCCUAACAUCAGUAUCGACAAGAUUGGACAAUCCUUUGAGGUGAAAGUGCCGUUGAAGAACAGGGAGUUAGAAAACAAUGUUGGAAUCCAUAUCACGGAAGGAGAAGGAAUUUACAGUUUGACUAAGGUCAUUAGCAUGAUUCCAAGAUAUGUCAUCAGAAACAAUCUGGAUAGUGCUAUCCAGGUUUCCAAAGUCGGAGCUUCUGGUGUGAUCCAUGUCGAGCCUGGUAAGUUCAGUCCGCUGUACGAGAUGCCUCGUAUUGACUCGAAACAGCUGCAGAUUGGUUUCUCCGGUAGCAAGUCUACUUGGUCUGCUCCAUUUGGAAUCAACGAUAUUGGUGAGAUUUACGUGAGAGUCCAGAAACUCAACACGAACGCACACAAGCUGGUUCGUGCUGUUAUCAGUACGGAGUCUGCUGCUAUCUUUAUUGACAUUCUGGAUGCCAAGGAUCUUUGGCCAUACUCUAUUCGCAAUUUCAGUGACUACGAAUUCUUCAUUUACCAAUCUGAUCCAAACAUUGAUGAAGAGGGAAGGAAAGUGUCACAGACCCCAUUCAAGCCGAUAUUCUACCGGAUUCCUCCAAAAAGUGCGAUGCCAUACGCCUGGGAUUUCCCGGCAGCCAAGUACAAAGAGCUUGUUCUAAAAAGCGGCUCCAGAGAAAGGUUUGUCCAUUUGGCUGAAAUUGGUACUUUGAUGCCAAUGAAGAUUGGCAAAGGACCGGACAACACCACUCGGAUUGUUGACUUGAACGUUGUGGCCGAUGGAACUAUCCAGUCGUUGAUCAUUUCGAACUAUGAUGCUAAGACCAGUUUGUACCAGUUGAAGUACAACGGGUCUUCACAGACGAAUGUUGGAAGCACGGCAAAUGCAGACAAGUUUGAGACCAUUGAGAAAGACGAAAACUACUACACCAAGGUUCUGGUGCGGUUCGAAGGACUGGGUGUUUCUUUAAUCAACAUGAAACAUCAAGAGUUGUGCUAUACUACCAUCAGAGGAAUGGAAUUGCGGUACAAUGAGUCCGACAUAUACCAGAACUUGAGUUUGAAACUCAAAUGGAUCCAGGUCGACAACCAGCUGUAUCCAAGCAUCUAUCCGAUCAUUGUGUACCCGACAGUUGUGCCGAAAUCAAGCACCGAAAUGAGCAACCAUCCGGCCUUCUCGAUGUCCAUCUCGCGGCUAAAGGACGAGACCCAUGGUGUCAAUUACAUCAAGUAUGCCACCAUGCUGUUGCAGGAGAUGUCUAUCGAGGUUGACGAGGACUUCUUGUUCGCAUUGUUGGACUUUUCGAAAUUCCCUGGUGCUUCCUGGAACAAGUCUGUUCGCAACGUUCUUUGGGACGAGAAUCUGCAGAUUCCAGAGCCUCCAACGGUUCGUUCUGGAAACGAUCUUUACUUCGAGGUUUUGCACUUGCAACCGCUGCAAUUCAAUCUUUCGUUUGUGAGAACCGAACGCAUCAACGCCCAGGACACCGCCGAGGCCCAGAACGCUCUUGCUGUGAUGCUCAAUAUCCUGACAAUGGCCAUUGGAAACAUCAACGACGCUCCAGUUCGUUUGGGGUCGUUGUUCCUGGAGAAUAUCCGUACUCCGUUGCCGUACCUGAUACAAAACAUUAGCGAGCACUAUCAACAGGCGUUCCUUUACCAACUGUACAAAGUCCUUGGAUCUGCAGACGUGCUAGGAAAUCCUGUUGGACUGUUCAACAACAUCAGUUCCGGAGUGAUGGAUAUUUUCUACGAGCCUUACCAGGGCUUCAUCAUGACCGAUCGGCCACAGGAAUUGGGUAUUGGACUGGCAAAGGGUGGAUUGAGUUUCGUGAAGAAGUCUGUUUACGGAUUCAGUGACAGUUUUGCGCGGUUCACAGGAUCAAUGGCCAAGGGAAUGACUGCUGCUACCAUGGACAAGAAUUUCCAGGAGCGCAGAAGACUCAUGAGACAGCGCAACAAGCCAAAACACCCGAUCUACGGAUUCACGUCCGGAGCCACGUCUUUGGUGGAAGGUAUAUCUUCUGGUAUUUCUGGUAUUGCAACAGCUCCGAUCGAGGGAGCUAACCAGGAAGGAACGGCAGGUUUCUUCAAAGGUCUUGGUAAAGGACUGAUUGGACUGCCAACCAAGACGGCUACUGGAUUGUUUGAUUUCGCCAACAACAUCAGCGAAGGUAUCCGAAACACCGCUACUGCGUUUGACGGCGAGGGGCUCGACAAGGUGCGUCUUCCGCGGUUCAUCAACUACGACGGCUCGUUGAAGCCGUACCAAGAAAGAGAGUCUCAAGGCCAGUUCUGGCUCAAGAGCUGUGAGGGCGGCAAGUACUUUGACGACAAGUACCUGGCGCAUGUUAUAUUGCCCGGACAGGAGCAUUGCGUUAUUGUCAGCAUGAAGCGGAUAAUUAUUGUGUCUAUUGUCAAGAUGAGCGUGGAAUGGGAGAUUCUUUAUGAUCAAAUUGGGUCCAUCCGGCUGGAGAACUCAGGCAUCCGCAUCAAGCAGAAGCGGUCGAUGGGCGUGGAACGGUUCAUUCCGAUCCCCGACCCGGCCGACAAGAAGUUCCUCUACAGCAAGAUUGCUGUUGCCGUGGAGGACUUCAACAAGAGCUGUAUAGUUGCUUUAUAA